AUGGCCUCCCAAGCGGAGUGGCUCAAGUGGGUGCCGCAGACGCGCUUCAUGGUCGAUGGCUUCAAUUUCCAGAACCCGGCGUGCCAGCACUACUUCCUCACGCACUGCCACUCGGACCACACCACGGGCCUCACGCGCUCCUUCACCUCGGGACACAUCUUCUGCAGUCCCGUCUCGGCGCGGCUGCUGGUCGAGGAGCAAGGCAUCGCAGCUGCACGCAUCCGCCCGAUGGCGGUCGGCCGCAGCUACGACGUCGACGGCGUGCGCGUCACGCCCAUCGACGCCAACCACUGCCCCGGGGCGGUGCUCUUUCUGUUCCAAGUGCCCCGCCGCCCACGCGCGACGCCCGCGCACGGACAGCGCGCGUGCCCGCCCGCAGACGCCAUGCAGGCCGUGCUGCGCGCGGGGGGUGGCGGCAGCGUGCCGCCGCCGCUGUGGCAGUCGACGCGCGGCGACGACGACGGCGACGCGUUCUUCAACGUGCUCCACACGGGAGACUUCCGGUGGACGCGGCGCAUGGCGGCUCCGCCGCUGCUCGGGCUGCGCGUGGACGUGCUGAUGCUCGACACGACGUACGCGGGCCCGAAACACGUGUUCCCCGGCCAGGAGGAGACGGUGGAUUCGAUCGUGCGGCUGAUGCGCGAGGAGGAGGCGGCGAACCCGGGGGAGACGCUGUUCGUGGUGGGGUCGUACCACAUCGGGAAGGAGCGGGCGUACCUCGGGGCGGCGCGGGCGCUGGGGUGGCGGGUGUAUUGCUCGGCGAACAAGCGGCGCACGCUCUCGCGGCUGGACCUGGGGCCGGAUCUGGACCGCAUCCUGACGGAGGACCCGCGCGAGGCGCGCAUCCACGUCGACUGGAUGGGCCAGAUCCGGGCGCCGCUGCUCAAGUCGCGGAUGGAGGCGGGGGGCUACAAGGCCGUCGUCGGCGUUCGGCCCACAGGGUGGUCCUUCCGCCCAAACGCGGUCGGGCCGUCGCGGUCGCGGUCGUACAACGGCCGCGUGGUCGUGUACGGCGUGCCCUACAGCGAGCACUCGUCGUGGCCGGAGCUGCGGGACUGCAUCGCGACGCUGAAGCCGUUGAAAAUCAUACCCACAGUUGGCGCGAGGACCCAGGCGGACGCGCGCAGGGUGGUGGAGCGGUUCGCGGGCCUGCCCGGGGUGCCCGAGAACAAGGCGAGCCUCGCGGCGUUCGGUUUCACCAAGGUCGGGGCGGGAGGGAAGACCGGGGAGCGACCGGUUGCGCGGCGCGCGGCGAGUCCGGUACGCAACGUUGCGGGGUGCGCGGAGGACGGCAAAGGGGGGGGUGUGGACCUCACGUCGAUCGAUGUGGGCGAGCAGGUAGCGAUACUAGCGGAGAUACAGCGGGCGGCGAGGGACGACGCCGGGGGCGGCGCCCUGAGGAAGCGUGCGCGCGUUGAGGACGGAGCAGGGGCAGGCGCGAGCGUGGGGCGGGGGCGGGCGGGGAUCGCUGCGUACUUCAAGCGCGUGUGA
Messenger RNA from Pedinophyceae sp. YPF-701, 1491 nucleotides. Lineage: Eukaryota; Viridiplantae; Chlorophyta; Pedinophyceae. The record is from the annotation of a GenBank genome assembly.